UAAGACGUGCUCCCCAUACUGCCAAUUCCUUUUUAUCACAUAAACCUGAUUCUCUUGGUUUUUUUAGUAAUUUUUUAUAUAUUUUUUAUCUGGGGCUCUUCUAAUGGCGUACAGAUUAGAGAUAAGAAAUGGGUUUUGAAGAAAUGCUGUUUAUACGUGAACCAAAGAUGGCACAUUGUGAUCUAGGAGCUUCUGAUCUUCCAAUUCUUUGAUCUCUGUGUUUUUUGGAUCAGUCAUGGAGCCCCAGGAUUUCACUGUGAUUUUCUGAUCAAAAAGAAGAGAAAAAAAAAUUGCGCCUUCUCCUGGUUUUUGAGGUUAGAGUAUUGAAUCUUGGCUUUGCUUUGAAGCUGCAGAAGGAUAAUGAAGUCUGGACAAAUAACCAGAGAAGAUAUCAAAAAAGUUGGAAAGAGUUUGGAUUUUGAUGCAUUUAGAGGGAAUUGAGACAGUUUUCUAAUCCUCUUUAUUGCCCACAGAAAGAGAGAGAUUUAUCGAUGGAGAGAGUGGUGCAUUUGUUAUUCAUGUACGUAGAUUUGUUGUUGUAGUGAUCCAGGGAUCGAUAGAGAAACGUUUUUAGGGGGAGGGAAUUGAUUUGGAGAACGGUUGAUUUAGAGUCGAACAGUUGUCUUGAUCUUGAUCGCGAGAGGCCUCGGGCGCAAUGGCGUCGCUAUCCCACCAGCCCUCCAAGAAGGCCAUCCGCACCCCGGGUGGUGCGGGCACCCAAAGCGGCCGCACUCCCCCCCUGGCCCCCAACUCCAACUCCAGCACCAGCAGCCAAACUGUGAAAUUCGCCCGCCGCACGUCAAGCGGGCGGUAUGUGAGCCUCUCCAGAGAGGACCUAGACAUGUCCGGGGAGAUCAGUGCGGACUACACAAACUACACGGUCCACAUCCCCCCUACCCCCGAUAAUCAACCGAUGACGGCCGAGUCCUCCGUCGCGGCCAAGGCCGAGGAGCAAUAUGUGUCGAAUUCUCUUUUUACCGGCGGGUUCAAUAGCGUUACUCGUGCACAUCUCAUGGACAAGGUGAUCGACUCAGAGGUGACCCAUCCCCAGAUGGCUGGUGCCAAGGGGUCGGCAUGUGCCAUGCCUGCAUGCGAUGGUAAGGCCAUGCGUGACGAGCGAGGCCAUGACGUCGGCCCAUGUGAAUGUGGCUUCAAGAUAUGCCGAGAUUGUUAUCUCGAUGCCCAAAAAGACAGCGGAAAUUGCCCUGGUUGUAAGGAGCCCUACAAGGUGGGUGAUUUUGAUGAUGAUGACGACGGCGGCCAUGGCAUGCACGACUUCUCGGCUGGCGCUUUGCCGCUGCCUGCACCUCAAGGGGGUGGAGGAAAGAUGGAUAGGAGGAUGUCAGUUAUGACGCCAAGCAAGUCAUUGUUGAUGAGGAGCCAAACAGGGGAUUUUGAUCACAAUAGGUGGUUGUUUGAGACAAAGGGCACGUACGGGUACGGGAAUGCAUUUUGGCCAAAGGAUAAUGUCUACAGUGGUGAUGAUAACGGAAUGGGGGCCGGAGGCCCUAUGUCAGACUUUGCAGACAAGCCAUGGAAGCCCCUGACACGCGUAAUCCAAAUCCCAGCAGCCAUCAUCAGCCCAUAUCGUCUCCUCAUCUUCAUCCGUUUUGUGGUUCUGAUCCUCUUUCUCAUAUGGCGAGUUCGCCACCCCAAUGAGGAGGCAAUGUGGUUAUGGGGCAUGUCCAUCGUGUGCGAGCUAUGGUUCGCCUUCUCAUGGCUCCUCGACCAGAUGCCGAAGCUUUGCCCCAUCAACAGAGCCACUGACCUCUCGGUCCUUAGAGACAAGUUCGACAUGCCCUCUCCCUCCAACCCCACCGGCCGCUCAGACUUACCAGGAAUUGAUGUCUUUGUCUCAACGGCGGACCCAGACAAGGAGCCCCCCUUGGUCACAGCCAACACUAUCUUGUCGAUCCUCGCUGUUGAUUACCCGGUCGAGAAGCUCUCAUGCUAUGUUUCGGAUGAUGGUGGGGCCCUCCUUACCUUCGAAGCCAUGGCUGAGGCUGCGAGCUUUGCUGAUGUGUGGGUCCCAUUCUGUAGAAAGCACGAGAUAGAACCGAGGAACCCAGAUAGUUAUUUUAACGUGAAAGGGGACCCUACAAAGAAUAAGUUGAGGUCGGAUUUUGUGAAGGACAGGAGGAGGGUUAAGAGGGAGUAUGAUGAGUUCAAGGUAAGGAUUAACAGUUUACCGGAUUCAAUUAGGAGGAGGUCAGAUGCAUUUAAUGCAAGGGAGGAGAUGAAGAUGUUGAAGCACAUGAGGGAGAGUGGAGGCGACCCCUUAGAGCCACUCAAGGUGCAGAAGGCGACGUGGAUGGCUGAUGGGACCCACUGGCCUGGGUCUUGGGCCGUCCCGGGCCCGGACCACUCAAAGGGUGACCAUGCAGGUAUCCUUCAGGUGAUGCUCAAGGCCCCAAGCAGUGAUCCCCUUCUCGGCUGCACUGACGAGAAAAUCAUCGACUUCACUGACGUCGACAUCCGCCUUCCUAUGCUCGUCUACGUCUCCCGUGAGAAGCGCCCCGGCUACGACCACAACAAAAAGGCUGGCGCCAUGAACGCCUUGGUUCGAGCCUCGGCCGUGAUGUCCAAUGGCCCAUUUAUACUCAACCUCGACUGCGACCACUACAUCUACAACUGCCUUGCCAUCCGAGAAGGAAUGUGUUUCAUGAUGGAUAGGGGAGGGGAUACCAUAUGCUAUAUUCAAUUUCCCCAGCGUUUCGAAGGCAUCGACCCCUCUGAUAGAUAUGCUAAUCAUAACACGGUCUUCUUCGACGGAAACAUGCGUGCCCUCGAUGGCUUACAAGGCCCAGUCUAUGUGGGCACAGGGUGCCUCUUCCGACGCUUUGCGCUCUACGGUUUUGACCCCCCCAAAGACUCUACUCGAUCGUGGCUCGGCAAAAAGAAGAAGGAUCACAGCGCCCCAGUCGACUCUGAGACUCAGGCACUGAGAGACAAUGAGGAUGACGAGCUCGAUGCCGCCAUCCAUCCAAAGAGGUUUGGAAACUCAACCAUCUUGGCUCAAUCCAUACGUGUCGCUGAGUACCAGGGCAGGCCGCUGGCGGACCACCCUGCUGUGCGGCACGGGCGGCCCCCAGGAGCCCUUUGCGUCCCUCGUGAGCCCCUUGAUGCACAUACAGUGGCCGAGGCCGUAUCUGUUAUCUCGUGUUGGUAUGAAGAUAAGACAGAGUGGGGUGAUAGAGUGGGUUGGAUCUAUGGCUCGGUAACAGAAGAUGUGGUCACAGGAUACAGGAUGCAUAACAGGGGGUGGCGCUCGGUUUACUGUAUCACAAAGCGUGACGCGUUUAGAGGGAGUGCACCCAUCAACCUCACCGACAGGCUACACCAGGUGCUUCGAUGGGCCACUGGUUCAGUCGAGAUAUUCUUCUCUCGCAACAAUGCAUUACUCGCCAGUACAAAGAUGAAGAUUCUCCAGAGGAUAGCCUACCUCAAUGUAGGUAUCUAUCCCUUCACCUCCAUCUUCCUGAUUGUCUAUUGCUUCCUUCCGGCCCUCUCUCUCUUCUCCGGUCACUUCAUAGUUCAAACCCUAAAUGUCACCUUCCUUGUCUAUCUCCUCAUAAUCACCAUCACCCUCACUCUCUUGGCCAUACUCGAGGUGAAGUGGUCGGGCAUUGGGCUAGAAGAAUGGUGGAGAAAUGAACAGUUCUGGCUCAUCGGGGGAACAAGCGCACACCUUGCUGCCGUGGUGCAAGGGCUUCUAAAGGUGAUUGCAGGAAUAGAGAUUUCCUUUACCCUGACUACUAAGUCGGGAGGGGACGAUAAUGACGACAUGUUUGCUGAUCUCUACAUGGUAAAGUGGACCUCUUUAAUGAUCCCACCCAUAACAAUCAUGAUGGUGAAUUUGAUAGCAAUUGCAGUUGGGUUCUCAAGGACCAUUUACAGUCAGAUACCACAAUGGAGCAAGCUUUUGGGAGGGGUGUUUUUCAGUUUCUGGGUGUUGGCACACCUGUAUCCAUUCGCUAAAGGGUUGAUGGGCCGAAGGGGAAGGACACCCACAAUUGUUUUUGUAUGGUCGGGCCUGAUUGCCAUCACUAUUUCGCUACUUUGGAUAGCAAUCAAUCCUCCUAAGGGGACCACACAGAUUGGGGGCACUUUCCAGUUUCCAUGAGAAAACCAGAGGACAUUUUGUUACUUUGUCACUGUUGUUGUUUGUCAAUGUUGAUGUUGUUGCAGAGGGUUUUUUGCUAAGCGAGUCCCAUAGGAAAAAUGUUCAAGGCAUGAUAAAUGCAGAAUGCUUAUUUUUGUGGCAGGUUAAAGGCAAUGAAAGUGGAGGAAGAAGCCAAAGGACAGGGGUUCAAAAUUCAAAUCUAUAUGUCCAUUGAAUGUAAUUUCCCCUGUAACUAAAAAAACAAGAGAGAGUUAUUCUUUCAUGGCUGCUACCGAAUUGGGUGGAGUCCAUUGUAGUGUAAUCAUUUGGUUUUUUACUGUCCAAUAUUUUCUAUUGAAAAUUUUGUGAACUCCUCUGUGUUUUUAAGAGAGAACCAACACUGCCACUUUCUCUUC
This is a messenger RNA of Amborella trichopoda, 4518 nucleotides long. Its product is annotated as cellulose synthase-like protein D4. Gene Ontology annotation, biological process: cellulose biosynthetic process. Gene Ontology annotation, cellular component: membrane. Gene Ontology annotation, molecular function: cellulose synthase (UDP-forming) activity. The record is from RefSeq and is a predicted model, not a curated record. NCBI's taxonomy places the organism in Eukaryota, Viridiplantae, Streptophyta, Magnoliopsida, Amborellales, Amborellaceae.